Rhodamnia argentea is the source of this 979-nucleotide messenger RNA. Its product is annotated as toll/interleukin-1 receptor-like protein. Gene Ontology annotation, biological process: signal transduction. The record is from RefSeq and is a predicted model, not a curated record. The transcript has 2 exons. NCBI's taxonomy places the organism in Eukaryota, Viridiplantae, Streptophyta, Magnoliopsida, Myrtales, Myrtaceae. Bases 143 to 880 code for a protein of 245 amino acids.
UCUGCAGCAAAGCAUCUUUCGUUACUUGCUCUCGAUCCUUUUGUGCAGCAGGAAAAAAAAAAAAAAAACAUCUUUCCCUUCAACUCUUCCCCCUCAGAUUGCCUGGGACAAAGGGCAGAUUCAGAGGAAAGAAAAGAAAACGAUGCACCGUUUGGUUUCAGGUCGGUCCCUUGCGGUGCUUAUAGCGCCGAUCCUUCUAUCUGUGCUUGUAUUCUAUCGUCUCAAGAAGAAGAAGGGAAAGAGUGCAGAAAAAGAGAGCACCGAGGGACCAUCGUCUGCUCCUUCGCUCAUCUCUCCCAUACCCACAGCCACAGGAGGUGGUAACGAAAGGAGUGCAGAAAAAGAGUGCACUGAUGGACCAUCUUCUGCUCCUUCGCUCAUAUCUCCCAUACCCACUGCCACAGGAGGUGGCAGCGAUCAAUACGACGUAUUCUUGAGCUGCAGAGGCUCGGACACCCGCUUCGGAUUCGCCGAUUACCUCUACACCAGUCUGAUCAAUGUUGGGAUUUCCGUGUUUAUGGGCACUAAGAGCAUUACUGCUGGAGAAGAAAUUGGUCCACGGAUUUUCGAUGCGAUCACACGGUCCAAGAUUUUGAUCCCCAUCAUCUCUGAAAAUUACGCUUGGAGCACAUGGUGCCUCCUCGAGCUCAUUCGUAUCAUGGACUGCAAGGGAAGCAUGUCACGCAUAGUGUUGCCCAUUUUUUACCGUGUGAAACCAUCAGAUGUGCGGAAUCUACGAGGAAAUUUUGGGCAGGCCUUCAAUUCGCGUAAGCACCGUCUUCAUGACGAGCUUAUCCAGGAAGGGGAACAAGCACUUAGAGAUGUGACUGACUUAAACGGAUGGGAAGCUAGGGCUGACGGGUACUUCUUUUCCACCUGAACUUUUUAUUUUGUUUUUUCUCCUGAUGAGUUCUCUUACUGACGCAAAACCGAUGAAAUGUGGAUGAACUAACCCCAGUACAAGCUCGCGAAACAUCCC